Molecule: messenger RNA, 790 nt
Organism: Camellia sinensis
Lineage: Eukaryota; Viridiplantae; Streptophyta; Magnoliopsida; Ericales; Theaceae
Gene: GLP7
Product: germin-like protein 7
Molecular function (GO): manganese ion binding
Source: RefSeq, a predicted model, not a curated record
AUUUCAUAGUACAAAUCCAACAACAUGAAAACCAGUUCUUUCUCAUUCCACUUCUUCCUCACUCUCCUCUCUCUUCUACUAACCAUUGUCAAACCCGACCCGGACCCACUGCAAGACUACUGCGUCGCAGACAGAAACAACCCCCGAUCAAUCUUCAUCAACGGUGCACCAUGCAUUAAUCCGUCACUAGCACUCCCUUCCCAUUUUGCCACCUCAGCAUUGUCCAAACCCGGCAACACCGCGAACCAAUUCGGGUUCAAUGUCACUCUUACCACCAUUGCAAACCUACCGGGCCUCAACACUCAGGGCCUAAGCAUGGCCCGAGUCGAUCUGGCCGUAAACGGAGUGGUCCCACCCCACUCGCACCCUCGGGCCUCGGAAGUGACCAUUUGCCUCGAGGGUUCGAUUCUUGUUGGUUUUAUCGAUACUUCUAGCCAUAUGUACACGCAACAACUACGUGUCGGCGAAUCAUUUGUGUUUCCAAGAGGAUUGAUUCAUUUUCUGUACAAUAUGGACCCUAUGAAGCCCGCAAUGGCUGUGUCCGGGCUCAGCAGUCAGAGCCCGGGCGCACAGAUAGCUUCCCUUUCCAUGUUUGCCUCGAAACCGGCCGUGCCGGACGAGGUUUUGAAGAAGGCGUUUCAGAUUACGGGUCAAGAUGUUGCCAAAAUUCGCAGGAACCUUGGUGGGUGAUUUAUAUUUUGAAUCCAGUAAUGUAUGUAUAAAAUAUGAGCAAUCCAGUCUUUACUUAAAAUUUUACUAAAAUUCAUUUAUAAAUUUUAUUUGAUAUGAU